Xiphophorus maculatus (southern platyfish) is the source of this 1708-nucleotide messenger RNA. RefSeq names its product potassium voltage-gated channel subfamily E member 1-like. The coding region runs from base 388 to 783 and encodes 131 amino acids. Gene Ontology annotation, biological process: ventricular cardiac muscle cell action potential; regulation of ventricular cardiac muscle cell membrane repolarization; membrane repolarization during action potential. The transcript has 2 exons. NCBI's taxonomy places the organism in Eukaryota, Metazoa, Chordata, Actinopteri, Cyprinodontiformes, Poeciliidae. The record is from RefSeq and is a predicted model, not a curated record. Gene Ontology annotation, cellular component: membrane. Gene Ontology annotation, molecular function: voltage-gated potassium channel activity involved in ventricular cardiac muscle cell action potential repolarization; transmembrane transporter binding; delayed rectifier potassium channel activity.
GAGGAUCUGCUGUAACUUAAUCUCUGCUCCGCUGCAGGUUUUCAGUCUGAAAGCAGCUUUGUUCUCUGGCUGCAGAUCAGCGUCACACUGACCCAGUAAGACCAGUAAGAGCCAAACAGAACCACAGCAUGUGACAGAACCUUGGCUUUCUGAUCCAGACUCACGCAGAACCAACAGAACCAGCCGGUCGGACCCGUGGUUCUUCUCCUGAGCAGCUGGAGGAGCAUCUGCAGGGAUCCGUUAACCUUUCCCUGCGACCUCCCACUUCAUCAGACGUGUUGACAUGUGGUCUCUACGUGGAGCGCGACCUCGACAGGCGGCAGGGGUCAGAGCUGGAGAUGUUCCUGAAGCUGCACCAGUUCACCGAGUGGCCAGCAGAGGGCAGCGAUGCUCCGCUUCAACAGCACCGAGCUGCAGUCUCUGCUACUCUCCGUCCUGCAGCACUGCCUCAACAGCAGCGGCCUCCAGCCGCCCGGGAACCACACUACCCAUUAUGCUUUGCAGCAAGCGGCGGCCUCCGCCAGGGGGCGCCCUCAGCCUGAGGAGCUGAUGUUCAUCCUGCUGGUGGUCGGCCUCUUCAGCUUCUUCACCUUCGGCAUCAUGCUGAGCUACAUCCGCUCCAGGAAGCUGGAGAGCUCCCAGGACCCGUACCACCAGUACAUCGCCCACGACUGGAGCGCCGUGGCGGGGCCGCCCAGGGCCGUAGCCGAGGCGCUGCAGCGGGGGGCCCAGGACCCGGUGGUCCUCUGCAACCCUGCGGCUCUGCAGCCGCUGCCGGAAUAAACCGACGACGAUUCUCCAGGCCUGGAGGAUCAUCUGAGGAUGACACAGCCACCCUGCUGCCACCGGACAGUAAAACAGCCUCUCAGCAUGAUGGUGACCCCACCAUGCUUGACACUGUAUGUCAAAAAGUGGGAUACUGGGAAGAUUUUAAAUAAAUAAUCUUUAAUGUCUCACAGCAACCAAACAUUAGUGUUUGCUCUGUUUUUUCCUUCUGGAUUCUUCUCACCUCAUUCGCUAUGUUUACAAGUGUCACGCAAAUUAUGAGUGAACUUUUAAAAAGCUGCAAAAAAAAGUGAAUUCUGCAUGUUUCCAUCUACAGGGUAUGAAGAGUAAUUUAUUCAGAUGUUGAUGCUUCGCGUGGCUGGAAUAAACACGAAGUAGAGGAAAACCACGCUGAAGAUUGGGACCAUUUCCUCUGGUAAGGCACGGACCCACCAGUGGUUCAUCUGUGCCUUACCAGAGGAACAAAACAAGGAGAAAAAGAACAAAUCCAGAUUCUCUCCUUUAUAUUCAGAGAUGUGGUUUAUGUUAGUUAGUUACUUCCUGUUUGCUGCAGACAAGCGUAACGUCAACAUGUGACGAAGUGACAUGUCCUGGUUGAUUCACUCUAAACCAGUAGGUGGAAACACGGCUAAUUCACUUUUAUUUUUAUUUUUUGAAACUCUAAACUUUAAAAGUUUGCUCUAAAUUCCUCAGAUGGAAACAAAACUAAUGACGACGCAACGUUCGGUACCAGAGAGACCUUCAGUCUGUGUGCAAAGGAGCAUUAGAACGGAUCAUGUUAAUGAUCAUCAAAUUAAUUCAAUAAGAAUUGUCCAUACAGCAACAAUAUCCUGGUUUGAUGAUAAAACUUAUUCUUUGUUUUCCUCUUGUGUUUUAGUUUAAUUUCCCUUUUAAAGGUGAAUAAAGCAGCGGCUGGUCGGAG